Molecule: messenger RNA, 777 nt
Organism: Ipomoea nil (Japanese morning glory)
Lineage: Eukaryota; Viridiplantae; Streptophyta; Magnoliopsida; Solanales; Convolvulaceae
Exons: 1
Coding region: 1-777 (258 amino acids)
Molecular function (GO): catalytic activity
Source: RefSeq, a predicted model, not a curated record
AUGAGUGUAAUUAGCUGGAACUGCCGGGGUUUGGGCGGCACCCGGACAGUUCGUGAGCUCUUGGGCAUUGUGUCCAAGCAGCGGCCCAGCUUCGUUUUCUUAAUGGAAACGAAGGCGGAUGAUGUUAAAGUGGAGCAGGUGCGGAUUCAAUUGGGUUUUGAGGGUGCGUUUAGUAUGGAUUGUGUGGGGCAAGGUGGUGGUUUGGCGCUUUUCUGGAGGGAUUCCACCACGGUAUCUUUGUUAAGCUAUUCGAUGAAUCACAUUGACGCGGAGAUAGACAUUCCUGGCAGACCGAGAUGGAGAUUAACAGGCUUCUACGGCAACUGGGACAGAUCGCAACGACAAAUUACGUGGGAUCUUCUGCGCCAUCUCAAAAACAAGUCCCCCCUGCCGUGGCUGGUGGUGGGCGACUUCAAUGAUAUUGCAGGCUUAUCCGAAAAGAGGGGCUCUCAUUCGCACCCUGAAGCUCUCAUUGAGGGCUUCAAUGAUACGUUGAAUGAUUGCCGUUUGAAUGACUUGGGGAUGAUUGGAGGCCGCUUCACAUGGGAACGUGGUCACGGGACUGAUGCGUGGGUAGAGGAACGGUUGGACAGGGCAGUGGCUACAAUUGAGUGGUCGGACAUACAUGAGGAAGUGGUGGUGCAGAACCUACAGACUCUCUGGUCAGAUCAUAGUGCUAUAUUCGUGGACUUGGAACCGAGACCCAUGCGAACGGCGAUGCGUAAGUUUCGUUUUGAAGCUGCAUGGCUUCUGGAAGAAGGUUGUGAGGGUGGUUGA